Messenger RNA from Alosa alosa (allis shad), 8549 nucleotides. It is a transcript of the gene pi4kab, whose product is annotated as phosphatidylinositol 4-kinase, catalytic, alpha b. Gene Ontology annotation, biological process: phosphatidylinositol phosphate biosynthetic process; phosphatidylinositol-mediated signaling. The record is from RefSeq and is a predicted model, not a curated record. The coding region runs from base 696 to 6836 and encodes 2046 amino acids. NCBI's taxonomy places the organism in Eukaryota, Metazoa, Chordata, Actinopteri, Clupeiformes, Clupeidae. The transcript is spliced from 55 exons. Gene Ontology annotation, molecular function: 1-phosphatidylinositol 4-kinase activity. Gene Ontology annotation, cellular component: plasma membrane; cytoplasm.
GGGUAGCCUAUUUGAGAGACAUUUCUCAUGAACACGGUGUAACACUAACGCAAACCUUUGGCCUGUCACAGGAGGGUGCGAAGCAUUUUGAACAAAGCCAACAGUUGAGUUGAAAUGGGUGGAGAAAGGCAGAAUAAGUUGUUCGCAGAAAUCUGACAUCUGGAGGCCAAAGACGGACAAACAUAUCUGUCAAGUCGAACCAGUUUAUUUGACGAAGGGUUAGCACACGUCCCUAUCUUUGAUCUGUGGCGAUAUGUCGUAGUAGUAGGACAACACAUAAAGGCAUAGGCUCUUGUAGGCUACGGUAGCCUAAACACCAGAGGGAAAGGCGGCUAAUCAAACAUGUCAAUGGGCGCCGAGUGGGAGUCAUGAUCUCACGAGCAGUUUUGCAAUUGCAGAGAUGCAAUCUCAUUUAAAUACCAUGGGGAUGCGCGCACACACGCACACACACACAAAGUGAACCAAACGGCCAACUGUCAGCGCCAAAAUAUCCCACAGGCUACGCAUCGCAUUAGGCAACAGUACCCAGCUCUACCGCGCUGAAAAGCUCUGCUGCAUCAAGUUCUUUUGGCAAUUGUGUACUGCGUGUUCCCUCAGACUUGCCGUAUUACUGUUUGCGUGCCUGUGCUGCUACAUUUGUGCCAUUCUCUUGCGUUUUCCGAACUUUCUCAUUUGGGAGGUGGAAGAGAGUAAACAUGUCGGCGAAAGGAGGGGGAACUAGAGGCUUCUAUUUCAAUACAGUUCUUUCGCUCGCCCGGUCCCUGGCCGCGCACCGACCAGCGCCUAUAGAAAAGGUGCAGAAGCUGCUAUGCAUGUGUCCAUCAGACUCUCGGGGAGCAUUCACUCUCGACAUCCGCCGCAGGGAUGCAGUCAUCGCCCUGGCCAUCUUCCUGGUGGAGUCGGACCUCCAGCACAAAGACGUGGUUGUUGGCUACUUGUUGAGCCUGUUACGGGGCCUUCCUUGUGUGCAGUGGGUGGAGGAGGCCUCCAGCAGAAAGGGGCGGGUGUACCUGUGCAGGUUCGUGGUGCCCAGCUUGCUGGGUGUGACCCGCGCCUUUGGUCGCUAUAGCAACGGAGGCGAGCCGCUGCUCUCACAGCUCUUCCCCAAGGGGGCGCCCGAGACUCCCCGCGUCACCGUGGAGACCGAUGGGGUGCGGCGGCGCUCCUUCAACGAGUUCCGCUCCAUCAUGCCCAGCUCGCUGCUCACGGCGUGCCAGGGGGACACACUCCGACGCAAGAGCGCCCUGCUGGCAGAGGGCAUACAGGGCAGUCCAGAGAGGGGUGGUGCGUCUCCCUGUUCCCCCACUACUCCUGGACCCCACUACUUUGAAGGGUCGUACUUGCCUGAUGGCAGUGCAGUGGACCCACACUACUACUUCAGCACGGUCAGCUCCAGCUUCUCUGUGUCGCCGCUCUUCACCGGGACCAGCGGCCGAGACAUCAGCGUCCCCCUCGAGCUGCUCAGACAGCUGCUGGACAUGGUGAAGCGCUUUGUCUCGGAGCCCUUGCUGAAGGCACUGGACGCCACUCUGACAGAGGUCGCUGAGGCCAACCCUGGUCUGGACCUGUUCUACACCAGCUUCAGUGACCCGCUGUAUGUGGGCAUGUUCAAGAUGCUCAGAGACACCCUCUACUGCAUGACAGACCUCCACAGCUCGUUUGUGAAGGAGGUGCAUGACUUCGUGCUGGAGCAGUUCAGCAGUAGCCAGUCGGAGAUGCAGCGCGUCCUCCACGAGUCUGACCGGUUGCUGGGGGAACCCAGCCCGCUGAAGCUGCGUUGCCAGGCCAACGCCGCCUGCGUGGACCUCAUGGUGUGGGCCGUCAAAGACGAACAAGGAGCAGAGAAUUUGUGCACUAAGCUGUCGGAGAAGCUGCAGUCCAAGACGUCCAGUAAAGUAAUCAUUGCCCACAUGCCACUGCUCAUCUGCUGCCUACAGGGUCUAGGGCGUCUGUGCGAGCGGUUCCCAGUCAUUGCCCACUCUGCUACCAUGUCUCUACGGGACUUCCUGGUUGUGCCGUCACCUGUGCUGAUCAAACUCUACAAAUACCACAGUCAAUACAGCACGGCUGGAGAAAUCAAAAUCAGCGUGACCAAUGAGCACUCGCAGUCCACCUUCAACAUGCUGUCCAACAGGAAAGACCAGCCGUCCAUGUACGAGCAGCUUCGGGACAUCUCCAUUGAUAAUGUGUGCAGAUGUCUUACAGCUGGUCUGAUGAUGGAUGAUGUGAUUGUGGAAGCCUUCCUGGCCAGUCUCUCCAAUCGACUCUACAUCUCGCAGGAGAACGACAAAGAUGCCCAUCUGAUUCCGGAACACACCAUCCGCGCGCUGGGCCACAUCGCCGUGGCGAUGCGAGAUUCGCCGCGUGUCACGCAGACCAUCUUGCAGAUCCUGCAGCAGAAGUUCUGCCUGCCGCCGUCACAGCUGGACGUGCUCAUCAUAGACCAGCUGGGAUGCAUGGUCAUCACUGGGAAUCAAUACAUCUACCAGGAGGUGUGGAACCUGUUCCAGCAGAUCAGUGUGAAGGCCAGCUCUGUAGUCUACUCCGCCACUAAAGACUACAAGGACCAUGGAUACAGGCACUGCUCUCUGGCCGUGAUAAAUGCGCUGGCGAACAUCGCUGCCAACCUGCAGGGGGAGCUGUUGGAGGACGACCUCAUGGUAAACCUGCUGGAGCUGUUCGUCCAACUCGGCCUGGAGGGCAAAAGGGCCAGUGAAAGGGCCAGCGACAAGGGGCCUGCACUUAAGGCCUCCAGCAGUGCAGGAAACCUCGGAGUCCUGAUUCCUGUCAUCGCUGUGCUGACCCGGCGCUUGCCUCCCAUUAAAGAGGCCAAACCGCGGCUGCAGAAGCUCUUCAGAGACUUCUGGCUCUACUCCGUGGUCAUGGGCUUUGCUGUGGAAGGUUCUGGUCUGUGGCCUGAGGAGUGGUAUGAAGGUGUGUGUGAGAUCGCCAGCAAGUCCCCGCUGUUGACCUUCCCCAGUGGAGAGCCUCUGCGCUCGGAACUUCAGUACAACUCGGCCCUCAAGAAUGACACCGUCACCCCGGCGGAGCUAAGUGAGCUGCGGAGCACCAUUAUUAACCUGUUAGACCCCGCCCCCGAGGCUGCCGCCCUCAUCAACAAGCUGGACUUUGCCAUGUGCACCUACCUGCUCUCUGUCUACCGACUGGAGUACAUGAGGAUGCUGCAUUCUAAUGAUCCAGACCGCUUCCAGCUCAUGUUCCGCUACUUUGAGGACAAGGCCAUCCAGAAGGACAAGUCUGGGAUGAUGCAGUGUGUGAUCUGUGUGGGGGAUAAGGUCUUUGAGGUGUUCCUGCAGAUGAUGGCAGAAAAGCCCAAGACCAAAGAGCAUGAGGAGGAGCUAGAGCGCCAUGCUCAGUUCCUGUUGGUCAACUUUAACCACACCCACAAACGCAUCCGCAGAGUGGCAGACAAAUACCUGUCUGGAUUGGCUGAAACUUUUCCUCACCUGCUGUGGAGUGGUCGUGUGCUGAAGACCAUGCUUGACAUCUUACAGACCCUCUCUCUGUCUCUGAGCGCUGAUAUCCACAAGGACCAACCGUAUUAUGACAUCCCAGACACGCCCCAUCGCAUCACUGUCCCAGACACCCAUGAGGCACGAGAGAGCAUCGUGAAGGACUUUGCGGCACGCUGUGGGGAGAUCCUGAAGGAGGCCAUGAAGUGGGCUUCUUCUGUCACCAAGUCCCACCUACAGGAGUAUCUGAAUAAGCAUCAGAACUGGGUGUCGGGUCUCUCUCAGCACACAGGGCUGGCUAUGGCCACUGAGAGCAUCCUCAACUUUGCCGGCUACAACCGCCAGAGCACCACACUAGGGGCUGCUUUUCCACAGAGCACCCAGUUAACAGAGAGACCCAGCUGUGUGAAGAAGGACUACUCCAACUUCAUGGCCUCCCUCAACCUGCGCAACCGUUACACUGGAGAGGUGGCAGGCAUGCUGCAGUAUGCCCAGAUGACCCACACGGAGUCGGACCUGAGCAGACUGAUGGUACAGCAGAUGACCGAAGCUCUGGAGACCAAAACUCACGACACUUUCACACAGAACAUGUUCAAGAUGACCGCUUUGCUCAUCAGCACCAAAGACUGUGACCCGCAGCUCCUCCACCACCUGUGCUGGUCCCCACUGAAGAUGUUCACUGAGCACGGCAUGGAGACGGCCAUCGCCUGCUGGGAGUGGUUCCUGGCCGCUCGCGAUGGGAUGGAAGUGCCGUUUAUGCGUGAGAUGGUAGGUGCCUGGCAAAUGAGCGUGGAGCAGAGGAUGGGUUUAUUCUCGGAGGCGGAGCCUGAAGCCGACCCCCUGGCCGCCUCGGAGGAGAGCCAGCCAAUGCCCCGCCCACCUGAGGUCACGCCUCACUGCCUCUGGAUUCAGUUUCUAGUGCAGAGGUUUGAGAUUGCAAAGUACUGCAGUGCUGAUCAGGUGGAGAUGUUCACCAGCCUCCUGCAGAGGGCGCUGUCGCUCAGCGUAGGAGGAGCCAGGAGUAGCCUCAACCGCCAUGUCGCCGCUAUAGGACCCCGAUUCAGGCUCCUUACUCUUGGCCUUACUCUUCUCCAUGCUGAUGUGGUGACCAACGCCACCAUACGCAACGUCCUGAGAGAAAAGAUCUACUCCACAGCCUUCGACUACUUCAGUGCGACUCCACGGUUCCCCACCCAGAAUGAGAAGCGUCUGCGGGAGGACAUCAGCAUCAUGACCAAGUUCUACGCCAGCCUGCUCUCCGACAAGAAGUACCUCACAGCCAAUCAGCUCGUCCCACCAGAUCCUCAGGAAAUGAGUGUAAACAGCCUGUCCGUGAUGGCGGUGACGGACUCCCGCAGUAGUCUAGAUGCAGCGGUGGGCUCCAGACAGCCAGCCAAUCAGGGCUGGAUCAACACCUACCCGCUCUCCAGUGGACUGUCCACUAUAUCAAAGAAAUCCGGUCUGUCUAAGAAAAGUAACCGAGGCACCCAGCUCCAUAAGUACUACAUGAAGCGCAGAACCCUACUGCUGGCCCUGCUGGCCAGUGAGAUUGAGCGUCUGACCACCUGGUACAACCCACUGUCCACCCAGGAGCUGGUCAUCUCGGCCGAGCCGUUGGUGGAGACCAGCAUCGCCAACUGGAGGUCCAAGUACCUGAGUCUGAGCGAGAAACAGUGGAAGGACCACGUCAACCUGUCCUGGAGCAUCUCCCCCUACCUGGCCUUGCAGCUGCCCGCCAGGUUUAAAAACACGGAUGUGAUCGCAGCGGAGGUGACUCGUCUGGUGCGCUUGGACCCAGGAGCAGUCAGUGAUGUUCCUGAGGCUGUGAAGUUCCUGGUGACGUGGCACACGAUUGAUGCUGAUUCGCCGGAGCUGAGCCACAUCCUGUGCUGGGCAGCAGCGGACCCGCCCACCGGCCUCUCCUACUUCUCCAGCAUGUACCCACCUCACCCCCUCACCGCCCAGUACGCCGUCAGAGUACUGCGCUCCUUUCCACCGGAUGCAAUCUUGUUCUACAUCCCUCAGAUUGUGCAGGCUCUCCGCUAUGAUAAGAUGGGCUAUGUAAGAGAGUACAUUCUGUGGGCAGCACAGAAGUCUCAGCUGUUGGCCCACCAGUUCAUCUGGAACAUGAAGACCAACAUUUACCUAGACGAGGAGGGACACCAGAAAGAUCCUGACAUUGGCGAGCUGUUGGAGCAGUUGGUGGAAGAGAUCACUGGCUCUCUCUCUGGUCCUGCCAAAGACUUCUACCAGCGCGAGUUUGACUUCUUCAACAAGAUCACCAACGUGUCCGCCACUAUCAAGCCCGUCCCCAAAGGCGAUGAGAGGAAGAGGGCGUGUCUCCGAGCCCUGGCCGACAUCAAGGUGCAGCCAGGCUGCUACUUGCCCAGUAACCCUGAGGCCAUUGUGCUGGACAUUGACUACAAGUCUGGCACUCCGAUGCAGAGUGCUGCCAAAGCUCCGUACCUGGCCAAGUUCAAGGUGAAGCGAUGUGGAGUCAGUGAGCUGGAAAAGGAAGGUCUCCUGUGCCGGUCAGACUCUCUUGACGAGGCGGGCAGUGAGGAGGAGGUCCAGAGGAUAUGCUGGCAGGCGGCCAUCUUUAAAGUCGGCGACGACUGUAGACAGGAUAUGCUAGCCCUGCAGAUCAUUGGCCUCUUUAAGAACAUCUUCCAGCUGGUGGGUCUGGACCUGUAUGUCUUCCCCUACCGAGUGGUUGCCACGGCACCAGGGUGCGGCGUCAUUGAGUGCAUCCCAGACUGCAAGUCGCGUGACCAGCUGGGCCGUCAGACGGACUUCGGCAUGUACGACUACUUUAGGAACCAGUACGGAGAUGAGUCCACUCUGGCCUUUCAGAAGGCGAGGUAUAACUUCAUCCGCAGUAUGGCUGCCUACAGUCUUCUACUCUUCCUGCUCCAGAUUAAAGACAGACACAAUGGCAACAUCAUGCUGGAUAGCCAGGGACACCUCAUCCACAUAGACUUUGGCUUCAUGUUUGAGAGUUCUCCGGGCGGAAACCUUGGCUGGGAGCCAGACAUCAAGCUCACGGACGAGAUGGUCAUGAUCAUGGGGGGAAAGAUGGAGGCCACGCCCUUCAAAUGGUUCAUGGAGAUGUGUGUGCGCGGAUACCUGGCCGUCAGGCCGUAUAUGGAUGCUGUUGUUGCCCUGGUAACAUUGAUGUUGGACACGGGUUUGCCAUGUUUCCGUGGACAGACAAUCAGAUUGCUCAAGCAGCGUUUUAGUCCCAGCAUGAGUGAGAAAGAUGCAGCAGCCUACAUCAUCAAAGUCAUUCAGAACUGCUUCCUGAGCAGCAGGAGCAAGACAUACGACAUGAUCCAGUACUACCAAAACCAGAUCCCAUACUAGGACAUGUGCCUGUUCUCAUGCGUGUGUGUGUGUGUGUGUGUGUGUGUGCGCGCGUGUGUUCUGGUGUGUGCGCGCGUGUGUGUGGUAACUGCCUGCUGUGCUCUCUCAUACUAGUGAAUGGCCCACUCUUCUCUGUUACCUUUGUUCUCUGUACACCUCAUAGAUCAGGCUGCUGAAGGAGUUUAUUAUCUUGAAGAAAAAACUACAAAUCCCAACUGCUACCAUCAACAAUAAUAUGAGUAAAUAAUUAAUAACUACAACUAUGUUUCACUGAUAAGAACCUAGUGUAUUUGGUGUAAGAUAAAAACAAAAAACAGUGUAGGCCUGCUUCACAUCAGCUACAAUGAUAAAUGAAUACUCCCACAUAGUAUGGGAGUCAGUGUCAAUGAGGAUGGCCUUAGACAAAACCUUUAACCAGAUAUGUGAGAAAACCUUUAACCGGAUAUGUGAGAAAACCUUUAACUGGAUAUGUGAGGCAAAUAAAAAAUCUAGUCACAGGUGUUGCUCCUGCAGCUCACAAACAUGCUUUUAGCGAAGAUGCACAAGAGGGCGCUGUACCUCUCUUUAACAGCACAAUGUGUACAACACUCCAAUUAUAACUAGCCUACAGUACAAAACAAACUUACUUUAGUUAAGGUAAGCUUACUAACUAAACAUGUGCAUUACUGAUUUGAAAAAUAAUAAGGCUUAUGAUUUAGCUAAAUGUAAUCAGUUUGACAGACCAGAAACUGAGGAGAUGUUUUAACCACAUUCAGUGAAAGAUGUUUUAUGGACUUCAUACAUCUAAAAGCACAGAGGAAAGUGACACUGUUCAUUUCUAUGGUUAUCUGUUGAGCUAGUGUUGGCAGUGUGCACAUUGCUUCCUGGGAUACAGUAUGUAGUUCCCUGAGAAAUGCCCUUGAAUGCUUCCAAAUUAAUAGAAGACAAAUGUCAGGUUUACUGGAAACACCUACAACAGUCUGUUCCUGGUUUACACUGUUCAUGCUUGCAUGGCAAGCAGGAGGAUUGUAGAGCACAUUUUCUUAUAUUUUACCAUCAGCAUUCUUAUUGAGUAAAUCUCUAUGAUGUCAGCACAACAUCUCUCCACUGUAUUUGUACCAGCAUCUGAUUGAACUGUUGUGACCAAUAACUGUUGAUUAUGUUGAAUGACAUGGGAUCAAAGUUACUGAUUGGGUAGGGCAGGUGUCAGCUCUUAAAAUGGCAGAUUGGUCAGUUGUCCUCUGAAUAUUUGAAACCUGGUGCAGAUAUUUUUUGAUUAAUGAGAACGCUUUGUUGUGAGCAGAUGAUCAUUGGAGAUACCCUUUGAUAUUGAAAUUCAUGGUCCUCCAUAAUAACAUCUGAUGUUUACUUCUAGCAUAGAGUAUAGAACACUUUAUAGCAUAGAAUGCUCUGUACUCUUGGGUUCUAGAUUAAAAGCUCCUCACAGUGAGAAAUAUUCCACUGCAAGUUUGAGUGGUGUCACAUUCACAAAGCCCAGGUGUACUGUGCUUUCUGUCUUAGAGUAUAAGGACUGUUAGUAGUGUGUUUGUAUGUGCGGCUGUGUGUGUUUGCUGUGUGUGUGUGCGUGUGAUUUAUAUAGUAGGAGUUGGCUACUCUUUGCUAAACUGAUUUUCAGACCUUGCAUCCUUAUCUUGCAUCACCUUUUCUAUCCUCAAGUCUUUUUGAAAUGUGUAUGAUGUUUGUGAUAUUUAAUCAAAUAAAUUAUGAACUGAA